AUGGGUGUCGAAGCUGCCGUCCGAAAAGGUUCCUCCCUGCCCGCCGCGCCCGAAGGUUUUGAAGCUGCCGUCGAGGAUGUUCGUCCCUGCGCCGCGCCCGAUGUUCGAGAUGUUGACAGACUGCGGAGCUGGCGAAUCGACUCCCCUCUGUUCGUCGGGGAAGAGAAUCGGAGAAUCGGGAGAACGGUUAGGGUUCUUGAGUUUUUUUGGGGGAAGUCGAGGGAGGGGAGGGGUAAAUGUGAUUCGGACGAGAAGGCCUAUUGCUCUGACUUGACAUCGACUUCCAACGAGUUGCAGAUGAGAGAUGCGACGAGAUUGAGCUUCCCUCAUAAACUGAUAUUGUUAAGACUGGCAAGACUCAAAGUAAUGGGAAAGAAAGCAAAAAAUGACAUUUUCAUAUCGCGGUCUUAUGCUAUCAAUAUUCUGAAAGAGGCUUGGAAGGUGGAGAAGAAGAGGAUUUAUAAGAUCACUCUCUGUACAGAAAGAAAUUCCAGAAGUCACUAUAUGUGUCCUGAUGGUAUCGCUCAGCCAUCUGUCAAAGACUUAUACUGGAGGUGCGAGGCAACUAAAGUCCAAAAUAUGCUGCUGAAAGUUGCUUUUAGCAAACGCAGAGUGAGUCAAGGGGGAAGGAGGUUUCAAGAGGAAAUUUUUCAACACAUGAAUGUCCCUAUUCCUCUGGAGCUAGCUAUGUUAGUAGAACAACGUCUUCUUGACUCCACUGCUCAGCAUUCUGCCCACUCUUCGACUGGUGGUCCGAGACAGCAGAGGCCAGGCUUCAAGUUAAUGAAGUUCUUCGAAGAACAUAGUAUGAAUGAAGUGUUGCAGAGCUGCAAGUUAAUGAAGGACUGGAUUUGGUAGUAUAAGGAGUAAACAGGGACUGUAAGUGGAAGUUUUGAACUUUCGUAUGGUGUAAGCUUUAGAUUGUACGUUUACUACUGAUUACUAGAACUGUUGAUUUGCUUGUAGAAUUGAUGGAUUGUUGAUUUGGUAAUUCAAAGUAGUAUCUUUUGCUAAAUG
Molecule: messenger RNA, 1017 nt
Organism: Linum tenue
Lineage: Eukaryota; Viridiplantae; Streptophyta; Magnoliopsida; Malpighiales; Linaceae
Source: the annotation of a GenBank genome assembly